AUGGCGGAGAACACUGGAAUAAGGUGGGAUCCAAACUUGCGGCAGCCCCGUCGCUCGACAUGCUCUGCUAGCGGAACACCUCCCACUCAGCCUGAAGCAACAUCUCCGGCGGCGGAAUCCACCCGCAACGAUAGCGAUGAUCUCCUGACACAACGAAAUACCCCCGUCGCACUUUCUGCUCAGCGCUCUGUCGAACCUGUUGACGAUACAAUAUACGGCGAAUUGGACCUAUUGUCGCCGCAUGAUAGUGCCAAUCCAGCAUCUGCCCAACUGCAGGCGCAACAGUCACUCCCAGCCUCGGCGCCCAACUCCUCGCAGUCACUGAACGCGUUGAGUGAGAAGGAUUUUAAUCACUCUGGCAAGUCAAUCUCAAGAGCUCUCUCAGCGAGAGCCUCACACGGUCAGAUCCGUGGCAGACGGACUUCUCACUCUAAAUCUGCCUCAUUAUCCACCACAAAGCGUUCGGCCUUUGAACGUCCGCCAUACCCAGAUCAGUCCUUUACCGCUCUACAAUCGCAAUCUCACAAUCCAAGGCCUCACCCUCCCUUGCGAACGAGAAGCUCACACCCGGCUCAGAAUCUCCUUUACAACGACAUGUCAACAUGGAUCGCUCAAUCACGAGACCGGGGUGUCAGCGCUCAUGGUGCGAAGACUGCUGACAAUACCCCUAUGUCGAGCCCUGGUCUGUUCAGCUCCGCAGGUCUCCUCACUGCCUCAUCUUUAACUGAUAUUGGCCCACAACUUCACCACCUCCAGGUCCCAAAAGAGACUGACCUUGUCGAUAUAGACCAUGACGUCUAUACGGGAAACAAGUUCAUCAAUAACUACGAAGUGGUUCGAGAAUUAGGUCGUGGUGAACAUGGGAAAGUGAAGCUUGGACGCAACAUGGAGACCGGCAUUUGGGUUGCCAUCAAAAUCGUUCCCAGGUACUCGGUCAAGCGCCGCUUGGGUCGUCUGGGCGCGCCCGAGGACCGUACGAAGCGAGAAGUGGCAAUCUUGAAGAAAGCCAGGCAUGCUAACGUGGUGAGCUUGAUCGAAGUCAUCGAUGACCCAACCAAGAAUAAGGUCUACCUCAUCCUCGAAUGCGUCGAAAAAGGGGAGAUCAAAUGGAGAAAGCCUGGCGUGCGUGAAGUCCUGUCUGUCAACAUUUCCAGAUACGACCAAGAACGUCGUGGCGCCGACCUCACGCUCGAACCGAGUGAGCGGGACCUUUUCCAUGUCGCACAAGCACAUCGGCGCCACCAAACUGCGGACCGAGCCAGGGCCUUGCAGUUUCAGCAAUUUCAUUCCAUUCCUAACUGGAGCCUGGAGCAUGGUGGUGAUGAACCAGAGGAUGACGAUCAGCUACAUGAUAUCUCACGAACACCUUCACAGCAAUUCCAGGGGUCAAACAGCGUUAGCCGGACAGACUCUCACGACACCUUCCCUGACACAACAUUGGCUGGCAGUAUGUACGGUGCAUAUGAUUCUUACGACUACCGCGAGCGAAAAUUCAGCGUAGCGGCAAGUGCUGCUUCACACAUGUCCUCAGAAUUCAACUUCGAAGAGAUCAGUGACGAACAUUCGUAUGUGCCAGCACUGACCCUAGAAGAAGCACGCCGAGCAAUUCAGGAUACACUCUCUGGACUCGAGUUCCUACACUGGAUCGGUAUCAUUCAUCGGGAUAUCAAACCCGCCAAUCUCCUGAUAGCAAGCAACGAUCGUGUCAAGAUUUCUGACUUUGGUGUCUCAUACCUUGGUCGUCCAACAACAGACAAGGAUCCUGAGAACAACCUGACGGAAAAAGAUGUCUCGGCGCUUGAUGAUGAAAAGGAACUUGCACGAUCGGUUGGAACCCCGGCCUUUUGGGCACCAGAGUUAUGUUAUGAGGACGUCUCGAUGUUCACUGACAGCGUCGCUCCGAAAAUAACCGGUGCUCUAGAUCUAUGGGCACUAGGCAUCACUCUCUAUUGUAUGGUCUACGCUCGCCUCCCUUUCUAUGCCAAUGAGGAAAUGGGUUUGCAUGAGGCAGUAUGCACUACAGAAGUCUUCCUUCCCAAAACCCGACUAGUCCCUGUGGAUACAUCGGUUGACAAACCAUCUUCUCAAAUUCCUGUCUCGAUCAAUAGCAACAAACGUACAGAUUAUGAACUGAAAUUUGAAGAGGUUCCCGAGGCUGUUCGUGAUUUAAUUCGAUGCCUUUUGGUCAAAGACCCAAUGAAGAGAAUGACUAUUAGUCAAGCCAAGCAACAUCCGUGGGUUACCGAGGGUAUGAAGAAUGUGGCUCGCUUCAUUCAAAACCCUGGACUGGAGAAAGAAAGUAUGAAAAAGAUAUUGGAGGUGGACGAGAGAGAAGUCUCUCACGCGGUUGGAAAACGAAACCUCAUCGAGCGUGCUUUUGAUACGGCGGGCCGCAUUGCCGGAAUAACCGCGAAUUAUCUCGGUAGAACCAGUGCGCGGAAGCGAGCUCCAAGCGCUGCAACAACCACUAGCCAUUCGAGUGACUCUCUUGCCUCUCCAUCCAGCGCAAGCACGGUUGGCCGGUUCGAAAGAGAUAAGAUCAGAGAAACACGGAGAUCGAGUCUUCGUGGAGAUGAAGUACUAGCGGCCCUCAAGACUUCUCGAGAAAACACUGAACAUCCGCUGGCUCAGAGUGAGACUGCAAGUCCCUUCGAUCACCCUCAAGAAUACUUCAGCCAGAAUACGGUAGACCAUAAGGCCGCAUCAACUGGAGCAAGUCCAAUAGUCGAAAGGGAUCAACGACCUCAAGGACCGGACAGAGUCGUUUCAACUUUCUCCAAUGCUGAUUCGGUCAAAACGAUUCGGGCCUCUCAAAUACACAGAUUGCCUGUGCCAAUGCCCGAGAUUGCUCAAGAACCUGAGCGGUCUGCGUCACAAGAGCGAAGUGUUGGAGCAAGAGUUGGUGGAAUAUGGGAAGGCAUCAAGCCCCUUGUCCGGAUUGGGAGUCGUGAUCGCCGCUCAAAGGGCGAUUGUUCACCUAAUCUGAGUCGAGAUUCUUCAGAGUGUGAUAUUCAGGCACCGCGUGGAGGCCCUAGCCUUGCACUAAGCACCGCGUCUGCCACAGGUGCAUUUGAGCAACCCGAUGUUCUGCGGACCACUUUAUCGCCCACCAGUUACAACAUUUCUCCACCAGCCCCUCAUAUUGACACCACUUCGCUUCACAAGACUGCUUUCCAGGCACCAGCAUCAACAUCAGAAGCAUUCGAGCAUGCUCAAGAGGUCAAUCAGCGACGUAUGAUUCUAGAAGCUCAUUAUCAAGCCGAAGCCGACGCCGCAGUGACAAGACGAUCUGAAAGUCAAACUACACUCGAAGAUGAAUGUCCACCGUCACCAGAUGACAUCACCUUCCUGAGGAAGCAAGAGGCCAGAGCCGCUACCGAUCCUUCAGAAUUAUCCAUUGCACCCGUGCCAAUUCAAGCCGGGCCAUCAGCAAGCACAAUUGCCUCCUCAACAGAUGGCUAUGGCGCUAGUAGUGUUUCGCAAAGCAUGUCUGUUCCGAGUUUUGGCAUAAUCUCAAGUGCAUCUUCACCUCCUGGUGAAGGCUUCCUAGGCCCGGAGGUCACGGAUUACCAAAAUGAUACAUACUCAGUGGGCAAAGAAGCCGAGCCAUCGUUCAUGCGAACAGCAGACACUGUGACAAGACAUGGCAAGCCCGUGCAAGUUGCCACCGGUUCAGCGCUUGAGGAUCGCCAAGGUACAUCUCAUGACGACGCUGAUGAUAUUAACAACGACGACGACGAUGAUUCCGAAGAGGAAUUCAUGAUGAUGGGAGCUUCGCACAAGAAAAUGUGA
Messenger RNA from Exophiala bonariae, 3792 nucleotides. RefSeq lists its product as uncharacterized. Gene Ontology annotation, biological process: intracellular signal transduction; protein phosphorylation. The record is from RefSeq and is a predicted model, not a curated record. Gene Ontology annotation, cellular component: cytoplasm. Gene Ontology annotation, molecular function: protein serine/threonine kinase activity; ATP binding. NCBI's taxonomy places the organism in Eukaryota, Fungi, Ascomycota, Eurotiomycetes, Chaetothyriales, Herpotrichiellaceae. Bases 1 to 3792 code for a protein of 1263 amino acids. The transcript has a single exon.